AUGGAUCUACCAUCCUCUCUUACUCUUCUGGAGGCCUUCUCCAAUGCCGAGGAUGUAGACCGGUUGAACGGGAGCCAGGUUGAUCUAGAUGCCUUCGGACAGUUCGUUGCAUCGGGGAGUAAGCCGAUAUCUCAACCACAUAUGACCUUGACGAACCAUGUGCCCCAGACAUAUCCCUUAGACAGUUAUCUCACGACGAUAAAUGAGCUGCUCUCGCCGCCGACCCCGGAUCUGAUUCUAGGGGAGCACAAUCAGCCCUUCGAACUGCAGCGAACCUUCGAAACUCGGCUUCCGAAUCUCUCUGAAGAAAGUAAAAAUUAUCUACACUUGAAAGGAGCUCUCAGGAUAGUUCCCGUCGACCUCCGGAAUGAGUUGCUGGGGGCUUAUAUCAAAUAUGUCCAUCCUCUCCUGCCUGUCAUUGAUCUGCAAUGGUUUUUAUCAAGUGUCAUGGUCGAGGAUGAAUCCCGAUUUCCGAGCCCGCUUCUUCAUCAAGCUGUCAUGUUGGCUGGCAGUGCAUUUAUUGAGCAGGAAGCUGCCGUUAAAGCUGGGUUCUCGUCACGGAAGGCAUUGCGAAGAACAUUAUUCGGGCGAGCCAAGCUUCUUUAUGAAUUCGAGACCGAACCAGACGCAUACACCCAGAUCCAAGCAUUAUUGCUCAUGAUGCAGUGGCAUGGAAGUGGAGUUGGCCACAAAAUCCCAACAUACUGGUUUGAUCUCGCGUAUUCCACAGCAGAGCGCGUCGGUCUCCUUGGGAGUCUAGAAACAGGUAGUUUUUCUCACAAGCACAGACUAUGGUGGUGUCUCUAUGUGCGCGACCGCAUUCUCUCCCUCGGUUUCCGUCGACCACUACGAAUCCCAAACAGCGAUGUCACAAUGUCCCUAUUGGAAUCUACGAGAUACUAUUCCUCCGAGCCGUACCACGACCUCGUGCUGGUUAUGCUGGGAGAAGCAGCCGCCAUGCUCAACUGGGAAAAUCAAGAGCGGAUGAUGCUUCUAUUCAUCCAGGAGAUUAAGCUUGCUCAUUGCGUGGGCGUCAUCAUCAAUCUUCUGUAUCAAGAUGCUUGGUCGCCGUCGCCGUCGGGGGACUGUAAAUACUCCAUGGUAGCCAAGUCGAAUGUGCCACAGGCUGCCAUAACCGAAUGCGAACAGCUUCUGAAGACCUGGAUUGAGGACCUUCCUGCCCCGGCACAUUAUUUCUCCCCGUCACUCUUGCACGGUUGCUAUACCGAGUCUCCGGAGAUUGUCCUCCUCGUCCACCAGGCGUUCCUCUAUCUCCUCCAUCUCACUACAAUGUCAGUACUCUACCAAGAUGCGUCGAGCAGAGGAGAUGGUCUCCAGACGACCCUUAUCUCGGAAAUGAGAGGCCUGACUUCGCAAGUCAACGAGAUUCUCAAUGAGCUACAUGACUGCAGGAUCCUUCAUUUUCUCCCUGGAAGCACUAUUACUAUACUGAUUAUUAUUCUGGAGGCAAGCCUUCCUGACCUGAAGGUUUCGGAUGAUAUUGUGAGGAUGCAGGCCAUGUCGAACUUGUAUGCCUGCGAGGAAGCGGCUGGGUAUUUACUACAAACAUAUCCUGCGGCUGAGAUUGUUCUUUCACGGGCGCAGAAUGCUCGUGGACAUCUCUUGGGUUUGACCGCAACUUGA
This is a messenger RNA of Penicillium psychrosexuale, 1644 nucleotides long. Its product is annotated as fungal specific transcription factor domain-containing protein. Bases 1 to 1644 code for a protein of 547 amino acids. The transcript is spliced from 3 exons. Gene Ontology annotation, molecular function: DNA binding; zinc ion binding. Gene Ontology annotation, biological process: DNA-templated transcription. NCBI's taxonomy places the organism in Eukaryota, Fungi, Ascomycota, Eurotiomycetes, Eurotiales, Aspergillaceae. The record is from RefSeq and is a predicted model, not a curated record.